Hippocampus zosterae (dwarf seahorse) is the source of this 3253-nucleotide messenger RNA. It is a transcript of the gene tmem181, whose product is annotated as transmembrane protein 181. The record is from RefSeq and is a predicted model, not a curated record. The transcript is spliced from 18 exons. The coding region runs from base 220 to 1920 and encodes 566 amino acids. Gene Ontology annotation, molecular function: toxic substance binding. NCBI's taxonomy places the organism in Eukaryota, Metazoa, Chordata, Actinopteri, Syngnathiformes, Syngnathidae.
GUCACGUGACCGUUCCCUCUCCACCACAUCCGCCGCCUGUUUAUUAAAUCCGUUCUCCUCUCUUUUCUCGCUUUCACCAUUGAGCAGAUACAAAAGAAACUGCUUGGUCUGCAUUCUCAAUUCACCCGGCAAACGAGCGGCCGCCGAUUUCAUCCCUUUCCUCUCCCUUGCAAUCGCCAUUUUUUCCUCCAUCCUUCCACCCAUCCAAGCAGGGGCGUCAUGGACAGCGACUACUUGGAGAACCCCCUUUACAGCGAGCUCAAACACUUUUGCAGGAAUGUCCAGCAGGCCUACAAUGAGCUCAAGGAGGAACUGACACCCUACAGGGAUGAGCGCUUUUACAGGCUUUCUUUUCCUGCUCCGCCCCACUUUGGAUGGCGUCAUACUACACUCGUGUUUUCACCCAGUUGGCUUCUUCAACGCGGAUGUAGUCUCACCGCCAAAGUGACUUUUCUUGACAAAACGGCACAAAUGGAGCCACUGGCGCCCAUGCGCCUCUACACACUGUCCAAAAGACAUUUCGUAUUGGUCUUCGUGCUCUUCCUCGCUUGUUUCGGCCUCACAGUUUUAAUCGGAAUUGCAGGCCCAAAGAUUCUUUCUGAGCAGGUGUAUAAUGGGGACCAGUUCCUUGCCAAAAAUGUCUCCGUUCAGACUGGGCCCUUCGGUCUAAUUUCCCCUCCUCUCACCACAUAUCAUCAGCAGCUGUGGCUCACCUGUAUGAUUCAGGCUCAACACAGCAAUGUGGGCGACUUCCAGCAGCCUUUUGAGAUCGACGUGGAGCUCAAGGGUGUGUUGCCGGAUGCCAGCGUGACGCAUGUCAACAGCGUCCGCAGCAAGUCGCGAACGCUACACUGCGGUACCAAAUGCGACGAGAUCAUCGUGCUGCAUCUGGGCUACCUCAACUACAGCCAAUACCAAGUCACGGUCAGCUUCAGAGGCCUUGAAAACAUCACAUACGACCUUAAGGUCAACUUUGCGUGGAAAACCUACAAUCCCACCUUUUCCCAAGUGGAGAUCUGGUUCCGCUUUGUCUUUGUGCUGCUGACCUUCAUGGUCACGUGUCUCUUUGCUCACUCGCUGAGGAAGUUUUCCAUGCGGGACUGGGGCAUCGAGCAGAAGUGGAUGGCCAUCCUCAUGCCUCUGUUGCUGCUCUACAAUGAUCCGUUUUUCCCGCUGUCCUUCCUGGUGAACAGCUGGUUUCCCCGGACGUUGGACGCCUUCUUCCAGGCUCUGUUCCUGUGCGCCCUGCUGCUCUUCUGGCUCUGCGUCUUCCACGGCAUCCGUGUUCAGGGCGAGCGGCGAUGCCUGACCUUCUACCUGCUGAAGGUGGUCAUCGUGGGCCUUCUGUGGCUGUCGGCCGUCACGCUGGGCAUUUGGCAGACGGUCAAUGAAGUCCAAGACCCCACCUACCAGUACUAUGUGGACAUCCAGAACUUUGAGGGCAUGAAGUUGUUCUUCCUGAUUAUCGUCCUCCUCUACGUCCUCUACUUGACCUUCCUGAUUGUCAGAGCCUGCUCGGAACUCAAGAACAUGCCCUACUCAGAUCUGCGGCUCAAAUUCUUGACAGCGCUGACGUCUGUGGUCCUCGCUAUAAGCUUGGUCAUUCUUUACUUGAGGUUCGGUGCCAAGGCGCUCCAGGACAAUUUUGUGGCCGAGUUGUCCACUCACUACCAAAACUCAGCCGAGUUUUUGUCCUUUUACGGACUGCUCAACUUUUACUUGUACACGUUGGCGUUUGUGUACUCUCCCUCCAAAAAUGCCCUUUAUGACUCCCAGUUGAAAGACAAUCCCGCUUUCUCCAUGCUAAACGACUCAGACGACGACGUCAUUUACGGCAGCGAUUAUGAGGAAAUGCCUUUGCAAAACGGACGUGCCAUCAAAGCGACCACCAAGUUCCAUGACGAGAGCGAUAGCGACUGAUACGGUGGAGGCAAACAAACAACAACAACAACAAAAAGCAUCAUGUUUAUGUGUAAAUAAGAAAUAUUUUCACAAUGAUACUCUGCAAGUGUACAUAUGAAUAUUUUUUAAGAACAGGGCCACUUCUCCAGAAAUGGACUGUACUGUAGGUCUACUGAAAAUGGAGGAUUGUCUUUUUUUUUUGUUUGUUUUUUGGAAAUUGCAAGAUUUAUUUGCCAUUCACAACCAGUAUUUCUUCACGAUAAAGAAGUAAUGGGGCCAGAUGUAAAAUUAUGAUGGGGUUAUGGGUACCAUAAUGCUCCGAGAAUGAAGUCGGAAUGGUUCAGAAAUGAAGACUAAAGAUUUAUUCUUGCACGUCUCAUGUAAUGUGACCACAUGAUUCGUCAUGUUGCAAUUGUCAUGUUGAGAGGACAUUUGAAAUUGAAGUUGUAUCAUAAGAACAUGGUUUAAAUUCCUGAAUGUCACAAAAUUACAACUAUUUUUUUUUUGUUUGUUUUGCUUGUAAAUGAGAAUUUCAGCCUCAUCCUAAUCAUGUGACAUAAUUCUGUUCAGUUUGACCUUAAUACUCUUUUGGACGUCACACGUCAAGCUUUUGAAGUAAUAUGAAAAGUGCAAAUAUUUAUAAGGGUUUUUUUUUUAUCUUUUGCUUUUGUUUUGGAAAGACGGUCAACAUUUUAUACCCUUUCUGUUCAACUACUGAUAUCUGUACUACUGCUGUGGUUGUCAGUGCAAGCUACUGUGUGACCAAAUUUUUUUUUUUCUCACAUUGUGAUGAUUAGGAAGUAAACACGAUGGCAUAUCAGCGCUGCAUUCAUGUACAGUAUAGUAAGUGCCAAAGCUGUGUUUCUGCAUUUGUUCCAAAUCACAGGGGCAGUACUGUACCAUAUUUCUUACUGUCUGGGAAGCGGGGAAAGUUUUUUUCUGUAAAUGCACUUUUUUUUUGUAUUUAUUUGUUGACAUUUGGUCCUGUAUCGUUUGAUGAAUUAUGCGAAUUUGUACUUCUAUCGACUACUGUUGCCAUUUUCUUACAUGCUACUGUCCAUCAUUGCCUUUUACGUAGAUGUGUUAAAACAGGAUGUAAACGUUCUUUUCUUCACCACACAGUGCACUCAUAUGCCAAACGUUUGCCGCCCUUUGCUUCGUCCGAGUUGACAGGGAGCCCAAACACACGUCACAUGUAUUCCAAUCGACCUGGUGCCUUUUCUUCCUGUCAAACUGAUGAGUAAACGGCCAAAAUGUACUCAGUUUCAAGUGCUGAAACGAGACGGCGGGUCCUGACGUGUUUCAAAUCAAGGACAUACAAAAUAAAUACAAUCUCUUUGAAAAUAAUAAA